Pochonia chlamydosporia 170 is the source of this 1731-nucleotide messenger RNA. Its product is annotated as tyrosine-protein kinase, active site protein. Lineage: Eukaryota; Fungi; Ascomycota; Sordariomycetes; Hypocreales; Clavicipitaceae. Gene Ontology annotation, molecular function: ATP binding; protein kinase activity. The coding region runs from base 1 to 1731 and encodes 576 amino acids. The transcript has a single exon. Gene Ontology annotation, biological process: protein phosphorylation. The record is from RefSeq and is a predicted model, not a curated record.
AUGGAUCUAAGCCAGCAGUCCAUACAUGAUGUCAUCCAUCCCACAGCAGCGUUCUCUACAUUCGACGGGGUUAAUCAUGUUGUUGGGGCGACCCCAACUUUAGACACACAAUCAUCAUGGGACGACUCACUUCUGAACCCCAAAAACCGCUUCGACAGCCUCUGCCCGCCGAAGAAUCCCCUGUGGCGUAUCGAUGGAUGUACAGCCUUUGGAACACAGAUAUAUGCUGUGCCACUAUUCGUGGACAAAAUUUCCCCCUUUCGGGUAGAUGUCUUUAUUCCGGAGCCUGCAACACUGCCAGCGGACGUUCGUGAUGCACUUGACCUCGACGUGACGUUUUACACCCGAGAUCGUGCCCGCAUCUCCAGAUUAGGCAUCACAAGCCAUGUCCUACGCUGUCUGCAGUACUGGAGCUCGACUCAGAAGGAUCCGAUGGGGAUUUACGACAACUUGCCGUUCGGCUCACGAAUUGUGUUUCAGAACUUGCCAAAAGCAGUGUCAAAGGCUCUCAUUUCCGUUGUUCCCACGCAUUACCUUGAAAGACAGCUUCUCUCCGUAUCAUCUUUGACGAAGAACUGGGGCGAGGAUAUCGACAUACCGCCUACUGUUGAUAUUAAUGAUGUUGUGUAUCUGUCUCAGUUACACGACAGUGUAUGCCUUGUGGACAUAGGCGGCAAAACAUGGAUAUUCAAAGCCUUGACGAGUUACACCAAGUAUCUCUACCACGAGCUCAGACAGCUGCUCAAAAUGCCGUCACACCCAAACGUUAUUUCCCGACCAGUUCAUCUUGUCACCAAAAAAUGUAGUUUCGGAAACAAGACCGCGGUCAUAGGCUUCACUUUGGAGUAUCACGUUUACGGAAGCUUGCGGGACCUGAUUCCAUUCAUGCAGCUCCACGGCCAAGUGUCACUCGCCGAUAAGACCAAGUGGUCUCUGCAACUAGCCUCUGCCUUGUUGCACCUCCACCAUGUUGCUCAUUUCUUUUACCCGGAUCUCAGGUUGGACAAUAUUGUCCUGUCUGAAUCUUCUGAUGCUAUCAUGGUGGAUUUUGAGCAGCGUGGCGUUUGGUGCGAGUUUGCGGCCCCGGAAGUCAACGCAAUUGAAUACAUUCGACUCCUUGCAAUUGAUGAGGAAAUUGAUCCGGAUAUCCGUGACAAGUACGCAGAUAUUCUGUCGGAGAUGCUCCCUGGAUGGGAGAGGAUGGGUCAAGGAGAGGAAUACAUUUGGCCGUCAAAGGGUUAUAAUGUUCCAUGGGCGUGCCUUACACGCACCGAGGAGGAAGCAUGCGAGGUUUACAUGCUUGGUAGGGUUCUUUGGUGCAUCUUCGAGGCCAGUAGUGCUCCUCAACGAGCAGCUGUCUGGCUAUCAUACCCAUGGGAACCACUUGUAGAGUUCCCAGGUUACACGACGACCCCAAAGCCCAUCAGAGAGCUCAUUGACGCUUGUACUCGUGGGAGACAGGUUGGUCUAAGCAAGCAUAUUGUCAGAAAACAGAAAAAGCUUGUGAUGCGUGAGUUGGAGAACACAGACGAGUCCACCGCUGAGCAGGUACAGCAGAUUGCGAGCGACUGGUGGACUAAGGAGAUUGAAUUUUCAGAGAAGUGGCUGAAGCAGAGGGCGGAUGGCAUGAAGAGUGGUAACUGGAAUGAGAAUUAUUACAAUCGCCCCAGUUUACAGCAAGUUCAUGAUGCCCUCAAUGCUUUUAAGCAGCAAAAUGGAUAUUCGUUCUAG